UCCCAUUCCUAGUCCACAGUUUGCUAUUAUCAUAUAUUGAAUAUUCUGUGUUCUAGGCGUAUUAAUAUUUGAGAUGUCCGAUCAAGAGAGGCUUCUUGCUACAAUAGCCAGUAUUGCUGCCGCGAGUCAGGUAACUAUGGAAGUAGCAGACACAGCGGUUGAUGCUUUUUCUAAGGGGAUGAAUUUUUUGUCUGGUGCCUUCAUGGGCGAUUAUGAAAGGAUGACCCAAGGUGCUUCAGGAUUUUUGGCAGCAACUGGUAAAGUCGCAGGAAAGUUGUUAUCAGUUGGGGAUAUUGUUGGUAACCGUCUUACUGAUGAACAAAAGGAACACCUUGUACAACGAAUCAUGAAGGCUGUGCUACGCUUAGAUAUACCGGAUAUAGCUACACUUCUACCACUCUUGGCCAUUGAUUCGACGGUACGGAAUGCUGUGUUCAAAGAAUUAAAAGAUUUCCUUCGCGCCAUGAAUCUAGUCAAGUAAUUGGCUUUCCGGGGAGAAGUUGGUGAACCAGAUUGUGUGCGGAAAAAAAUUGUAGAAGAAAAGCAUCAUUCAAAAAGGAUCAAAUUCGCACGCAGUUAACUAGUAAGCCGCGAAAAUAGGGGACAUUUUCAGGCAAUCAGACCUUUUAGUCAGUCAUUUACUAUUAUGUAUCACCAUCUAAUAAAAAAUAAAAGAAAUGUCUAUACAUGAA
Molecule: messenger RNA, 692 nt
Organism: Hermetia illucens (black soldier fly)
Lineage: Eukaryota; Metazoa; Arthropoda; Insecta; Diptera; Stratiomyidae
Exons: 3
Coding region: 74-481 (135 amino acids)
Source: RefSeq, a predicted model, not a curated record